Molecule: messenger RNA, 2359 nt
Organism: Arabidopsis lyrata subsp. lyrata
Lineage: Eukaryota; Viridiplantae; Streptophyta; Magnoliopsida; Brassicales; Brassicaceae
Exons: 4
Coding region: 596-2077 (493 amino acids)
Source: RefSeq, a predicted model, not a curated record
GCCGGCAGUGGUGGAAUCUGAAGCAACAGAUUCAAUCUCUAACGUGGUUGCAACGGUAAGAGCCAAUCUUGAAGAAGUGCCACCGCCGGCGGUAGUGGAAUCUGAAGCAACAGAUUCAAUCUCUAACGUGGUUGCAACGGAUUCUAAUGAGGAAACUGAAGCUCUACAACCUUUUAAAAUGUACUUCAGUCCGAGUGAGUAUACAAAGCCAUUCAAGAUUUCAGCAAAGUGCUAUAUUCAUAAGGUAGUGGGCUUAUUGGAGACUAAUCUUAGAGGAAAGGAGUUGAAAUGGUUUAAGGAACACCCACAGUUCCGACACUUCUUCCACAUGCACAGGGACGCAAAUCAUAAGUUGAUGGGUAUGUGGCUGUUAUUUCUUCGCACAGCAUGUUUAGAGAAGAAGCGCGAAGUUUGGUUUAUCGUCAACGGGGUUCUGAUCCGCUAUUCUCUCAAAGAAUUUGCUCUCAUGUCAGGAUUAUAUUGUCACCAAUAUCCGAAGUCCUAUGAAACCAAGGGCAGCAUGGAGUUUGUUAGCAGGAUAUUUGGACCUUGAGCAACAAUAAAAUAUCAAGAUGUGGAGGAAAAGUUCCUAUCAAUGAAGAGAUCUUCUGAUGAUCGUUUGAGAGUAGCUGUGUUGUACUUCUUAAGCAGCAUCAUCGUUGGAAAGACUAAGACAGGAGACAAGGCACCAACUGUGGAGAAGUUUUUCCAAAGGGCUGUGGCUGAUCUAGACUUGUGCGAAACAUUCCUGUGGGGGAGAUAUGCAUUUGAUCAAAAUCUGAAAGACAUUUUCUAUAUAAUGGAAAAAUGUGAAGGAGUUGUUGGUCCACAUAAAGUGUUUCCUAGUUUCGUUAUGCCUCUGGAGCUUCUAGCGUUUGAGUCAAUUCCAGUUCUCAAGAACACCUUUUGCGUCGAUGUGGGAUCAGCAGAUCCUAAUUGUCCUCGGAUGUGCAAGACAAAGUUUAAACCAAGUACUAUGAAAGGUUUUCCUAUGUCAGAUGUGUAUGACAAACUCGGUACAACUAAGGACAUUCAGAGUAUCUUGACUCCAUCUCCUGCUGAGGAACAACUUUUGAAAAGCAUUAUGGAUGUUGAGCGUGGAUGGAAUGAUAAAGAUGAUGUAGUUGCUGAUGGUUGGCACAAGCGUCUAGUUGAUGAGGGAAUGAGUAUAUUUUUUGAAGAGAAAUUCAAUGAAGAUGUAGGCAACCGAACAUUUGAGGAAACUGUGAUUAUGCCCACAAGAAAAGGCCGUCGGGGAAAGAAAGGCAAAGAGAAAGUGACUGAGCCUCCGAAUGAUGCAAGUAGUGAUGGAUUGGCUGAGCUUGUGUACACGUUGAAGACAACGUUGGAGAAUGGAUUUAAGGAUAUGCAUGAGAAGAUGAUGGAUCUCAGUAAGAAGUAUGAAGACCAAGAUACAAGACUCAAAACUAUGGAAGCAACAAUCCAAUCAAUCCAAGUCAGAGUUAAAAGUGGUGGUGCUAAAGAGAAAGAGACGGAUCUAAAUCCAGAUUUGGUUGACUAUAGUGAUAAAGAGGAUGAGGUUGGAGCAAACCAAGUGAUGGCAGUUCAAGAUGAGAGUGGUAAGGAUGGACCAAAUUCUGAAGAGUUAACCAAGGAGAAUGAAGGUGGUGAAAAAGUGAUGGAGAAGGAGAUGGAAAAAGAAGGGGCUGAAGAUGAUGAGAUGGAGUCGGAGAUGGAAAAAGAGGAUGAUGUGGAUGGUGGUACUAAGGGGAGUGAGGUUGGAGAGAUAGAAAAGGAGAUUGAAAAAGAGGGUGAUGUGGAUGGUGGUACUAAGGGGAGUGAGGUUGAAGAGAAAGAGAAGGAGAUUGGAAAAGAUGAUGAGCCAAGUAACAAUGAGAACAUGCUUAAAAUGACUUACAAGAGAUGUGAAAAGAGAAAAAGAAUUAGCAAAAAUGAAGUGGAUCCAAAAGAACAAGGGAAAAAGGCGGAUGACAAUGUUGAUGAACCAAGGCAAGAGGACGCUAAGAAGGUAAAGUUGAUAAAGAAGAAUGCAAAGAAGGGGUCUACCACCGUUGUGUAUCGGAGUCCUAUUGUGACGAGGACUAAGAAGAAUUAAGUACCGUUGUGUAUUGGAGUCCACCACUGUUUUUGAAAACUCUUUAAGAUGUUUUGUUUUGUCAUGAUCUUGAAUUUGGUUGUUGUUUUAUUUUGGUAUAACUCUGUCGGUUUUGAAAAACUAGGUACAAUUGUGUGAACAAAAUGGUUAUUGUUUUAUUUUUGGUAUAACUUUGUAAAACUAGGUACAACUGUGAACGAUAAAUAUGUACAACUGCAUCGUUUUGUUAAACUAGGUACAACUGUGAACGAUAAAUAUGUACAACUGCAUUAUUUUGUUAAA